ACUGCGCUGGAUGAGAGUCGCAUCGUUUCUCGACAAGCAUUUAGGAUAUUUAUUGAGCUGCAGUUUAUAUACUACAUUUGGAAGUUUCUGUCCAUUUCCGACACAUUUCAGACUUUGUAUAUUUUUUUUUGUAUAUAUAUAUUUUAUAUUUUUUUAUGUCUUACAAUUCCGAAUGAUGGAUUGAUUGUUGGAUUUUACACAUCGUGAACGGGGUUUUUUCUGUGAUGAUUUGUCGAGGAAACACAAUGUACAGCUUCUGAUGAGAACAAAAUCUUGAAGUUUGAAGAGAUGAGCAGAAGUGGAAGAGAGUGACAGCACACUUCACUAAUGAGAAUCAAUUCAAAGGAAAGAAAAUGUACUAAUGGUUUGAAUGAGCGACUGAUACAUCUGCUGAACACGAUCACACUCAAGAAUGCGUAUUAAAUACACAGUUUCUGUCAUCUUUAUCGUGGCUCUGGUCAUCAUAGAAAAGGAAAACAACAUUAUUUCAAAGGUGUCUGAUAAACUGACCCUAAAGCUGACCCCUCUGACCCCUGUGCUGCUGCCCAGCGCAUCUAUGUUCACCUUUCAGGAGCACAAUGUGUCUGUGUCCAUUUUCAGUCAGAUGGACAUGUUGCCCUAUGAACACGUGAAACCUCAUCUGAAGAACUUCAAUCAGUUCAGCCGGGAAAGUGUGUCACCCACGUCUACCUCAGGAGGAUGUAAACACAUCCUGCUAUUAGCUACGACUCGCACCGGUUCCUCGUUUGUGGGCGAAUUCUUUAACCAGCAGGGAUCAAAUAUGUUUUACCUGUUUGAGCCACUGUGGCAUGUGGAACGCAUGUUAACGGUUGAGACGGGAGGGACAAAUGCUUCAGUGGCGGGGCCGGCGUAUCGUGAUGUUCUGCGUCAGCUGUUCCUCUGUGACUUUUCCCUGCUCGAGCGCUUCAUCGAACCACCGCCGCAGCAUCAUGUCACCGCCUCGCUCUUCCGACGCGAAUCUAGCCUAUCACUUUGCGAAGAUCCAGUCUGCACGCCGUUUGUUAAAAAAGUAUUUGAGCGCUACCACUGUCGCACGCGCCGCUGUGGGCCACUCAAUCUGACACUUGCAUCUCAGUCCUGUGCGCAGAAGCAGCAUCGCGCGAUCAAGUCCGUCCGUGUGCGGCAGUUAGAGACGCUGCGGCCAUUGGCUGAAGACCCCCGACUGGACAUGAAAUUCAUCCAGCUGGUCAGAGAUCCUCGUGCUGUGCUCGCCUCGCGUAUGGUCGCCUUUUCUAGCAAGUACAAGAACUGGAAAAGGUGGGCCAUGGACGGAGAUGUUCCAGUGGAGGAUGAUGAAGUGAGGAAGCUCAGAGGAAACUGCGAUAACAUACGCAUGUCUGCUGAGAUCGGACUGAAGCAGCCAGCGUGGCUUCAAGGGCGCUACCUGCUAGUACGCUACGAGGACAUAGCACGAUUCCCCAUGCGCAAAGCUGCUGAGAUGUAUGAAUUCACAGGCAUUCCCUUCACUGCGAAGGUGGAAAAGUGGAUCUUAAAAAAUACUCAGGCAUCAAAGGAAGUGAGUGGAGUUUAUUCCACUCAGAAAAACUCAUCUGAACAGGUGGAGAAAUGGAGGUUUAGCAUUCCUUUCAAACUGGUUCAACUGGUGGAGAAAGUUUGCGGUCCCACCAUGACUCUGUUUGGAUACAAGUUUGCAGCGAACGAAGAGAUGUUGACUGAUAAAUCAAUAAGUUUGAUUGAAGAGAAAACAUUCUUAUGAUUAUAAACUGACUUUAUGAAAAAGCAUACAUAUACAUUUUGAAAGAAUGCUGAGAUUGUAACAUGACUGAAACAUUAUUUUAAAGACUGUAAAAUCUUCCAUUGCUUGAAAAGCAGAUAUUAAUUGUUGUCUUGAGAGGUGGCCAGUAAGUCAAUAUUGAUGUCCCAAAGUUAAUUUCCUUUGAGAAAAAAUAUUUAGUGCAGUUAGUAAAUAUAAUGGAUUUGUGAGAUGUGGGAUGGAAGCAGGUGUUUGAAGUAUUUUCAGCUGUGUGUGUGAGUGUGUAUGUGUGUGUGUGUGUGUCUGUUUUGGGGGGAAGUGUCUCCUGUGUUAACAGAUGUUUCUUUUGCUCUGUGUGUUUAGACAUUCUUACUGCAGCUGGUUUGCAGUAAUGUAUAAUCGUAAUUCUUACAUCAGCCUGGUGAGAUAUUAGAAGACCAAAAGAAUUGAAAACAACAUUCAUGCAAUACUUUACCUUACAAAAAUAUUCCUGAUCAAUUGCAUCAUAUCGUCUGUUUUCAAAUGCACACAGAUUUAAAAUACUGAUUUAUAUAAAAAUGGAUCUUUGUCAGAGAAAAGUAAAAAUGUAUAAUUUUCAUGCUAGUUCAAUAUAAGAAGAAUCUGAAAUCUCUUGAUGUCAAAGCAAAUAAUAACCAGAUAGUUUUUCAGAGGGUAUUCAAGUAAUUACAGCAUGAGUGUAUAAAGCCAUAAAAGCUGGAAUUACAAUGAAAUGUGGAAAACUAAUUCAUGUACUAUCCAUGAGCAGAAUCUGUUUAUAGUUGAUCAUUUCCUGAACUGAUUUUUUUAGGAAAAUUUGUGAAAUGUUGUUAAACGGAGCGGAGAGUGGAAAACUACACUCUCAUUGGUAGCUGAAAUACUAAUCAAUUUAAAUACAAAUAUUUAACGAACAUUCAAGAUGUGUAGAUCUUUAUGAAUUAUGAACAUGCAAGAUCUGCAAGGUUCCAUGUGAAGAAAAAGUUUUUCAGUGCUGUUGCUAAAUAUCAAUGGGUAACACUUUACAAUAAGUUUCCAUUUGUUAACAUUAGUUAAUGCA
Messenger RNA from Myxocyprinus asiaticus (Chinese sucker), 2789 nucleotides. RefSeq names its product carbohydrate sulfotransferase 3-like. The record is from RefSeq and is a predicted model, not a curated record. Gene Ontology annotation, cellular component: Golgi membrane. Gene Ontology annotation, molecular function: N-acetylglucosamine 6-O-sulfotransferase activity; chondroitin 6-sulfotransferase activity. The coding region runs from base 413 to 1738 and encodes 441 amino acids. The transcript is spliced from 4 exons. Gene Ontology annotation, biological process: N-acetylglucosamine metabolic process; carbohydrate metabolic process. NCBI's taxonomy places the organism in Eukaryota, Metazoa, Chordata, Actinopteri, Cypriniformes, Catostomidae.